UAAGCCCCUAAAUUGGUAACCGGCGUCGUUUGAAAGGUUGAAACCACAAGUAUGUAACCGGGUCGCGUGUGUGUGUUUGACCGCAGUCACAGCGGAGAAAUGAAGCGCUGAAGAUGACGCUCCUGGAUUUACCGGCUAGCUAAGCUAACGGCUAGCAUGUCCGCCUCGGUUGUAGUCUGUCACUAGCUGACAUUUAGCUGGGUGCAGUUAUUCUGUUGGGCACUCGCACUGCAGAGGACGGGGUUUUACAAGGGAGCUGGUGUAAACUCCCAUGCGGAAGGUGAGGAAGUGGGAAUGUGAGACAGUUGUUAGCGGACUCAACAUGGGUAGGGGCCGAGGCAGAGGAAGAGGAAGGGGCAGGGGCUCAUCUGGCCAGUUGCGGCCCCCCUCGCCCUACAGACUGCAGCUCUCUCCUUCCAGGGAGACACUGACAUACGCUCAGGCACAGAAAAUAGUGGAAGUGGACCUCGAUGGAAGGCUCCAUCGGAUUAACAUCACAGAUCCUUUGCCAGUCAUAACUGAGGAUGAGAUGAUGGCCCAGGACAUUGCUGAGUGCAACAGCAACAAGGAGAACAGUGAGCAGAUGCAGAGUAAAAGCAGGUCGUGGAGGAAACCUUCAAACAGUAAAGGCAGGAAGAGUGGUAAAAAUACUUCUCACCAGAAUCAACGCUCUGGUUCCCAGCAGCAAACCGGAUCUACUAAUUCCGUUCAGCACCUGUCCCAAACCCCUCUGCCUGAGCCCACCUUCCGUGUGCUGAGUUCAGUUUGCCCUUCAGAGGCGCCUCCUCUCCCAACAGCUUACUACCGCUACAUAGAGCCGUCAGGGGAGGAACAGGACAGUGUGGCUGAGUAUGACAUGGAUGAGGAGGACCUGGCCUGGCUAGAGAUGGUGAACCAAAAGAGAGUGUCUGACGGCCAUGCCUCUGUUUCUGCGGACACUUUUGAGCUUCUGAUCGACCGCCUCGAGAGAGAGUCCAUCCUGGAGUCCCGUAGCCUGGCGCUGUCGCAGAGUGCCGUCGACGAGGACGCCUUCUGCUGUGUCUGCCUGGAUGAUGAAUGUCUGAACAGUAAUGUCAUCCUGUUCUGUGACAUCUGCAAUCUGGCUGUCCACCAGGAGUGUUACGGUGUGCCAUACGUCCCUGAGGGCCAGUGGCUGUGCCGCUGCUGCCUGCAGUCCCCCUCCCGUCCUGUAGACUGUGUACUCUGUCCCAACCGAGGAGGUGCCUUCAAACAGACAAGUGAUGGACGUUGGGCCCAUGUUGUCUGUGCCAUAUGGAUCCCAGAGGUAUGCUUUGCCAACACGGUGUUCUUAGAGCCAGUUGAGGGGGUUAAGAACAUCCCUCCUGCCCGCUGGAAGCUCACCUGUUACCUGUGUAAGCAGAAAGGCAGGGGAGCAUCCAUUCAGUGCCACAAAGCCAACUGCUACAGGGCCUUUCAUGUCACCUGCGCCCAGAAGGCUGGCCUGUUUAUGAAGAUAGACCCGGUCCGGGAGACAGGCGUUAACGGCACCACAUUCUCUGUGAAGAAGACUGCUUUCUGUGAGCAUCAUUCUCCAGUGGGGUCUCGGCGGGACGGGUCUGGAGACGAAUCAGUUGAAGGGAGACUCGUGGGCGGCAGGGGUAACCGGGGUCAAAGGUCUUACACUCAAAGUCCCCCCCCAACACCAAAUAAGAAGGGUACCAAGGGCCAGAAAAAGAAGAAUACAAAAGGGUCUGGUGGGUCCACACGUCGCUCAACUGUGCCUGUGCUGCUCGUGCCUCAGAUUCCCUCCCACAGGCUGAACAAGAUCUGCACAGGAGUUGAAGUCCAGAGGAAGAAUCAGUUCAUGCAGAGGCUUCAUAACUACUGGUUGCUGAAAAGGCAGUCCCGAAAUGGGAUGCCUUUAAUACGCCGACUGCAUUCCCAUCUACAGGCACACAAGGCCACAGAACAGAAGGAGCCUGAUGAGAAGCUCUGUGCUGCAAGAGAGGAGCUACGAUACUGGCAAAAGUUGAGGCAAGACUUGGAAAGAGCCAGGCUUUUGGUGGAACUUAUCCGCAAGAGAGAGAGGCUAAAGAGAGAGCAGAUGAAAAUUCAGCAGGCUGCUCUUGAACUGAAGUUGACCCCUGCGUUGGUGCUUCUCCGAUCCACCUUGGAGCAACUGCAAGAAAAGGACACAUCUAAAAUCUUCUCUCAGCCUGUCAAUCUAUCAGAGGUCCCAGAUUAUCUGGAGUUUAUUUCCCAGCCGAUGGACUUCUCCACCAUGCGUACGAAGCUGGAGGGACACGCCUACUGCUCCAUCACUGACCUGGAGAAGGACUUUGACCUCAUGAUCUCCAACUGCCUCAAGUACAACUCCAAGGACACCAUGUUCCACAGAACAGCCUUACAAAUGCGGGAGGUGGGUGGAGCCAUUAUGCGCCACGCCCACAGACAGUCUCAGAGCAUCGGCCUGGACCCCAGUACCGGCAUGCACCUCCCAGAGUCUCCAAACAAACAUGGCUUCUACCACUGUACGUGGGAUGACGUCGACUCUCUCUUGGACCCAGACAACAGACUUCACUUGACCACAGACGAGCAGCUAAAAGUUUUACUUGAUAAACUGGACAUGGUUACAUCUAUGCGUUCCAGUGGCGGCCGAACCAAACGCAUUAGGUUACUGCGCCGAGAGAUCAACACUCUCAGGCAAAAGAUGAACCAGCAGAAGCAAAACGCUCAGUCUGUUAAUGGUAAGGACAAGGAUGAAGAAGUAAAGGAAGAAGAGGGAGAAGAGGAGGAGGAGGAGGAACAGGAAGAGAGGAAAAAGAAAAAGCAGAAGACAAACGUCGUGGAUAUUGGACUUUUGACAACAGUGUCCAACUCUGGGACAGAUGACUCUCCGCCUGUGUUAGAACUUACAUGUCCAGUGUCAUCGCCGCUGCCUGGAGAUGCCCCACUCGAACCUCCUGUCCUGGGCAUCGUACCUGGAGGACGAAGGUCACCUGGGCGCUCCUACAAGCGUCAGAGAUCAUCCCGCAGCGGCAGCAAAACCCAGGGUGAAGAUGAGGCUGAAGUUGGUGAGACACCAUCUUUGCAAGCAGAGGCUGUUCACGAGGUCACACCUCUGGGAACGCCGCCAACUCUGCCGUUGAUUGGAGUCGGGCGUCGUACGUCUGUGCUAUUCAAGAAAGCCAAAAAUGGCGCGAGAGUCACAAAGAACAAAUCUCCCCAACGACAGAAUGGAAAAGCCACCAACGGCCUGGAUAACACUCCUGCCAGCCCAAAUUCACCCAGCAUCACCAACAUCACCACCUUACCUCCAACUCCAAAUGCCUCCCCUACACCUCCCUCUCCUUCCUCGCACCACCUGAGGUCCAGAGGCCACAGUUCAGAAAGUGAAGCAGACAAACUCCCUCCACCACCCAGAGAAGGAGGCCUGACAAAUGGAAAGCACACCUCUGUAGACCAGGAUGAUGACCAAAAACUAAACUGUAGUGUCUCCCCACCCAAACGUAGUCGGGGUAAACCUGCACUGGCUAAAGUCCCUGGCAGUGAGAAUGGAGACAUCUCUGGGCCUGAUAGUGAGAGGGAGCUCGCACCUCUGGACCUAGUCUGGGCCAAAUGCAGAGGAUAUCCAUCAUACCCAGCAAUGAUUGUUGACCCAGACAUGCCCCAGGAAGGGCUUCUUCACAACGGCAUCCCCAUCCCAGUGCCUCCUGUGGAGGUGCUCAAACUGGGCGAGUGGAGACAAACGGAAGCUGGCGAUAAGCUCUUCUUAGUGCUGUUCUUUGACACCAAAAGAACUUGGCAAUGGCUCCCUCAAAACAAACUGCUGCCAAUGGGGAUGGAUGACACUGUAGACAAGCUGCGCUUGAUGGAAGGAAAGAAACCCAGUGUCCGCAAGUCUGUACACACUGCGUACGACCGGGCCAUGGUACAUUUAAACCACGUGAGAGGAAAUCUCAACUUCACUCCCUCCAAUUUUAUAUGAAUUUUAGUUUCCCGUUUUUAUCAUCUUUAACAGGCUGCCUGGUUAUAUGUACAGAAGCUUCAUUGAUACUCUUAAAAAAGGUGGAAAUUAAAUUGUUCCUGAUGGUUUUCUGCAUAAAACUGUUGCUCUGACUUUCAAAAGGUUUUCAAUGGAGUGAGAGGAAAAAGCGCUUUUCGUAGAUGAAUCUGCACAUAUAUAUAUUCAUGAGAUUUUUAAAAAAAGGAUUUACACAACCACUGUUGCUAUGUGUUCAUAUAAAGUUUUUAUUUUAGGCCAAAGUGAGUCAAGACUCUAAAUGAGAGAAGUGUAAAUAUUUAAUUGUCAAAGGGAUCGUCUUGAUUCAAAACAUAUUUAGAUUGUAUUUGCCAUUGAAAUGUCACUGUGUUUAAUGAAGUGUGGAAGUCUUACUUAACAUUCACUUUAUAUCUGGACUCUCAGGAUUGGUUUGGACAGCUACGGACAAAAACAUACAUUUUAGCCUUUGAAAUUAGUGAAAAAUAUGAUCUAAGCAAGUAUUUUUGAUUUAAGAUAUUCCCUCCACAAAAUAAAAUCUAGCAUUUUCAUGAAAAUGGCUUGAAUUAUUUUUUGAAGUAAGUGUUAAAACAAUUUGAAAUUAAGAGAAAUACUACAAAGUUAUUGUCACAAGGCUGCCAAUGCAAACAUUCUUAAUAUUUUUUUAGUCCAGCUAUGAUGUGUUGUAGGUGGGACUUUAGAGGUGUUUAAUUAUUUUUCCAUAUUGUGAAACUGUAUUGAUACUAGAAUGUCAGAGUACCCAGUGCAGCUACUUGGUUAGUAAGAUGUGAAGCCACUGCAGAGGUGAAGCUGGUUAUUUAUGUGGUUACGACAAAGUCUACUGCGAUCACUCACUCACUGAGGAACUUGCAGGUUGUUUGAAAAUCUGGCUGAAAUGACUUGAAAAGCACAAUCGGUCCGUUUUUUGGGGGGAGGAAAAAAAAAACUUCUGGAGCCAUAUGAGUGGCAAAAAUGUGUGUGUGUGUAUGUGUACAGUAUAUACAUAUAUGUAUACGAGCUCAGUGUAGUAAAGGUGCAUGUGUAUAGUUUUGUAAAUAUGUAAAUCUAUGUUUAUAUUGGCUUACAUGAAGUAAUUUAAGGAAUGCAAAAAUCAAAUUUAGAUUUUAAUUUAUAACUUGUGGCAGUUGAGAGUGUUAUUUAAAAAGUAAAUAUUGAAAAGGUUUAUGUAUGAUGCUAAGUAGCUCUUUGUAAUAGUGAUGGUCUUCACCAACAUGUCAGAACAUAUUCUCUACAAGCGAGGCGUCACGAGACCUGAGCGCUCUGUAGGCUGCAGUGACCCGCUCGCCCACUGGAGGCUUUUCUUUCUUAAGUGGCGCAGGUGAUUUUUUUUUGAUCUUGUCAUUUUAAUUGUACGGCAAGAUCUAUAAUCUGCCUGAGGCAAUAUUUUCUCACACAAGAAUAAAUGCUGUUUGAAACAACUGCAUGUCUGUCAUUUUAAAAAAAGAAGAGUUCACAUCGGUCUGAUCAGUUUAUCAAACUUGAAAUUUGUCAAUUUGUCGAGGUA
This is a messenger RNA of Scomber scombrus (Atlantic mackerel), 5486 nucleotides long. It is a transcript of the gene brpf3a, whose product is annotated as bromodomain and PHD finger containing, 3a. The coding region runs from base 272 to 3949 and encodes 1225 amino acids. The transcript is spliced from 13 exons. NCBI's taxonomy places the organism in Eukaryota, Metazoa, Chordata, Actinopteri, Scombriformes, Scombridae. Gene Ontology annotation, molecular function: protein binding. Gene Ontology annotation, biological process: regulation of transcription by RNA polymerase II. The record is from RefSeq and is a predicted model, not a curated record. Gene Ontology annotation, cellular component: MOZ/MORF histone acetyltransferase complex.